AUGAGCGCCUUCGACGGCGGAGUGCCACUCCCCGCGCCGUUCCUGCCGCACCCUGGUGCGCCGCAAACGCCGUGGGCGACGUGGGAGCGGCGGUUCGGGAACUACUUAAUUGCUCGCAGUGGCGACACCCCUCUACCAGCGGCCCAGAGACGUGCACUGCUACUCUGUGCAAUCGGAGAUGAGGCAUAUCGCGUUUAUGAAAACUUGCCGACGCUGGUGAAGGACGAGAACGAGGACGACUAUGACGUCACCAUUCGCCAACUACGCAACCACUACGAACCCAAGACCAACGUCAUCGUAGAACGGUUCCAGUUUCGGCAGAGAGGCCAGCAGUCACAUGAGUCUACGGCAGACUACGCUGCAGUUCUGCAUGGACUUGCCAAGAAGUGCAACUUCGGAGCGAUGGAGGACGAGCUGAUCAGGGACCAAAUUGUGGAGAAGACCCCUCACAAUGCUCUGCGUCAGCGCCUUCUGCAGGAGCAUGACCUAACACUGCCGAAGCUGCUCGGCAUGGCAGAGGCUCAUGAGCAGGCUCUGCAGCAGGCCGCUACUAUUCAGCAUGGUGUUGUCGCCGCUCCACCUGUUCCCGCUGUCGCAAAGGUGGAGACACGUAAAGGACAUCAGCAACCUGCCCAGACCGUCAGCACCCCGUGCACCAACUGUGGACGUCACGAUCACCCUGUCCGUGAUCCCAGCUGCCCAGCCAGGCACAUCGUCUGCCACAUCUGCAACCGCCAGGGACACUUCGCUGCCUGGUGUCGCAGUCGCGACAACCCAGAACCCAGGGGUGGAGGUUCAAAACCCAAGAAACCAGGUCCUCGUGGCGGCAGAUCUGGGUCCAGCCGUUCCAGACCACAAGCUGUCAGAGAACUGCACGUUCUGGCUUGUGAACAGGGCAAGUCAACGAAGCUGUCGUGUCCAGUGACCAUCACAGCCGGUGACAUCACACGUGAGGGUGUGCAUCUUCAAGUGGAUACAGGUGCCACCUGUUCGCUUCUAAGCCUGCAGCGUGCCAAGCAGCUGUUCAAGGGUGUCAGCUACGAGCCUACUUCUGCUAACCUGUACGGUUUCGGCCACAACCCCAUUCAAGUUCAUGGCACCCUCCCUGCCAUCAUCAGCUACAACGAGCGCAAGGUCGACGCAUCAUUCUACCUGGUGGACACGCCCCGCCUGGAGGCCAUCAUGGGUAUGGAUGUGCUGAGUGCCCUGGGAUUAACUCUGCACCCAGCUUCGCACACCAUCUUCGAUCUGGAUGAGCAGACCUCUGCGUCAGAGGAGCAACUUCAUCUCCCAGCUAUCGACGGAUACGCUCACAGGAUCCAGCUGAAGCCUGACGCUGUGCCUAAAGCGUUCAAGCUUCGUCGUCUGCCUCUCUCAGUCCGGGAGGAGGUGUCAGCUGAGCUCAAUCGACUUCUCCGAGCUGACGUCAUCGAACGAGCAGACGCGUCUCAGUGGGUCAGCCCACUGGCUGUCACUCGCAAGAAGGAUGGCAAACUUCGCAUCUGCACUGAUCUUCGAUGGCCGAACUCUCAGAUCAUCGCGGAGGUACAUCCACUUCCCACCAUAGAUGACCUGGAGCGGAACCUACGAGGCACCGUCUACAGCAGGAUAGACCUGAAGUCCGUGUACUUCCAACUCUGCCUGCAUGAAGAUUCCCGAGACAUCACUGCAUUCCUCACCAUGGACGGCCUCUUCCGCUGGAAACGAGUUCCCAUGGGUCUCGUCAGUUCUGGCUCUGCGUUCCAGAAGCUCCUGGACCAAGUCCUGGACGGGAUCGCAGGAUGUGGUCACUACCUCGACGACAUCUUGGUGUCCGGGCGCACUCAGUCCGAGCACGACGCCCGCCUGCAUGCCGUCCUGGCCCGGCUUCGCGCAGCUCGCAUCACAGUGAACAUGCAGAAGUCCGUCUUCUCCCAGCCUGAGGUCGACUUCUGUGGUCACCGCCUGACGAAGCACGGAGUCGCACCUCUGCAGUCAGCAAUCAGGGCUGUGGUGGGUGCACCACACCCCACCGACCUCAAGGAGCUACGGAGCUUCAUCGGCACCACCGCCUGGUUCAGCAGGUUCAUCCCCGCCUACUCCACGGUGGUCCAGCCGCUGACUGUGAUGUUGAAGAAGGACGUCCCCUUCGAGUGGGGCCCAGCCGCGGAACACGCCUUCAACAGCGUCAAGAGCCUGAUCUCCUCCAGUCCGGUGAUGAUGCCGUUCUCGCCGGCACUGGACACCAUCGUCACCACGGACGCCAGUGACCGUGGUGCAGGCGCCGUCCUGACUCAGAUCCAGGCGGACGGACAGGAGCGCCCAGUGGCCUACUGGUCACGUUCCUUCACAGAUGCUGAAGCGAAGUACUCAGUCUCCGAGAAAGAAGCGCUGAGUGCUGUGAAUGCCAUCGAGCACUGGCGGAUCUACCUCUGGGGCCGCCACUUCACCCUACGAACCGACCACUCCGCGCUGACAACGCUGCUGUCGCCUCAGUCAGCCAACCGCGCAGGAGCUCGGAUCGCCAGAUGGCAGUCACGACUGAUGUCGUACUCUUAUACCGUCCAGUACAAGCCUGGCCACAGUAUCCCGGUCGCGGACACUCUCUCGCGACUACCGCUCCCAGACACCACUGCCGCUGAGACUGACAGUGACGAUGUCGUCGCACUCGUCACUGAUGCCGCUGCCGACGUCCUCACGGAGGAGGACAUCCGAGCCGCCUCAGCCGCCGACCCGGUGAUGGAGAAGCUGCGUUCUACAAUCCGCUUCGGCUGGCCCGACACGGCUCGCAAGUGCGCGCCGGACCUUCGCGAUUACUUCGCCGUGCGCCACGAACUCCAGUGCAGAGAAGAUGGCAUCGUCAUGCGCGGACCUGAACGGGUCGUCGUCCCCGAGACGCUGCGCAGCAGGUACCUGGAGCUGGCACACGCCGGUCACCAAGGCGUUGUCCGGUCGAAACAACUCCUGAGAGACCUGGCGUGGUGGCCCGGCAUGGCGACUGCUGCUGCCGCUCUCGUGAAGAACUGCCACGUGUGCUGUUCAAAGGACUCGGUGCUCGCCCAGCAGGCGCGACCAGCACCACUACAGCCCGUCCAGCUGCCUGACCGACCAUGGUCCAAGCUCGGUAUUGACAUCGUGGGACCCAUCUCCGCAGCGCCUCCUGCCGCACGGUUCGCGAUCGUCGUUACCGAUUACUACAGCAAGUGGCCAGAGAUAGCUCUGACAUCCACAGUCGAAACUGAUGACAUCAUCAGGAUGCUCAGCGCUCUCUGGGCUCGAGAAGGUUUCUGCGAUGAAAUCAUCAGUGACAACGGUCCACAGUUCUCAAGUGAGAAGUUCCGCACGUACCUGCAGCGUCGCGGCAUCACGCACCACCGGUCAUCACUCUACUGGCCGCGUGGCAACGCUGCAGUCGAGCGGCUAAAUCGAGAAGUCAAGAGCUGGCUGCAGGAAGCCGCCCAGUUGAGGCUCAGGACAGCAGACUCCUUCUCCAACCACGUCACACAGCGACUCGCGCUGUAUCGGACGACCCCCCACUGUAGCACCGGUGAGGCGCCGUCAGUACUGCUGCAUGGACGCCGGAUGCGUCUGAAUCUACCAGUCGUAGAGGAAGCAGCACAUGACAAGAGGAUUUCCGACCGUGUCGCCAAACAACAGCGCCGAAACAAACGGAACUACGCCGCACGUAAAGGUGUGAAGCGGCCUGGUCUGCGGCCGGGGGACCUGGUCCGUGUGAAGAAGCCAGGACACGUCCCGAAGGAUCAAAGUCGAUUCUCGGCUCCAGUCCCAGUCACCCAGCAGCUCGGCCCAGCAACCUACCUGCUGGCUGACGGCACCAGAAGGAACGCGGCUCACCUGGCUAGCGUGCCUAGUGGCAGCCAGGAUGGAACCGGACCUGCCACACCGCCGUCAGGCACAGCCGGACCCGUCACUCCGCUGCUGUCUCAGCCGCCGACUCAGCGGUCACCGACUCUACUCCGGGACCAGCCGCCAGCGCCACCGCCGGAGACAGCACCGCCAUCUACAGGACGAACAACGCCCCCGCGAUCACAGCCAGCCACCGCCGGCGCUGAUAGCGCGGACCGUGCCGUGCCUGACUCUGAUCUGGCUGAACACGAGCUGCCGAGAUCGUCGUUCGGUCGCCGUCGGUUCGUGCCUGUGAGGCUGCGCUGA
Messenger RNA from Amphibalanus amphitrite, 4152 nucleotides. RefSeq lists its product as uncharacterized. The transcript has a single exon. Gene Ontology annotation, biological process: DNA integration. The coding region runs from base 1 to 4152 and encodes 1383 amino acids. Gene Ontology annotation, molecular function: nucleic acid binding; zinc ion binding. NCBI's taxonomy places the organism in Eukaryota, Metazoa, Arthropoda, Thecostraca, Balanomorpha, Balanidae. The record is from RefSeq and is a predicted model, not a curated record.